UUACGAUUCUUAGAAUUAUAUUGAUGUAUAAACUAUUAAUCAUAACAAUAUUUAAAAUAAUGAAUUAAAGUUACCUAAACCUUAAAAACAGAAAAUACUAAUGCAUAAACAAUGACUAGAGAAUAUAACUUUUAGUAGAUAUUUUAGUGGAAGGAAUAUCGAUAAAAGAAGCUGCUAAGAAGAAUAAUAUAAAAUUCUCUUCAGCAAAGGUUAUUUUAAAGCUUUUUAAGCGUGAGGGACGUGUUGGAAAACUUAAAGAAAAUUAAUUAUCAUAAUUAGAGGUUUCUUAAUAAAUAAAACAAUAAACUUAGAUAGUAGAUGAAAAUGAAUAACUAUGCAACAAUAUUUUGAAAUAAAUAGAAGAUUGUAAGGCUAGAAACAAUUAAUUGCAGUUGACGCUGACAAUUUAUAAAUAAAUUAACAAUUAAUUUAAUUUAGAAUGA
Paramecium sonneborni is the source of this 443-nucleotide messenger RNA. Lineage: Eukaryota; Ciliophora; Oligohymenophorea; Peniculida; Parameciidae. The record is from the annotation of a GenBank genome assembly.